AUGGGCGACACGCGAGAUGCCCUCACGCUUUGGUUCGCGCCGGCGUUGGGGAGCGCGUUGGCCCAGGUCAUGUUUCUGAGCCCGUUCCCGGAAAUCGAGCGGUGCAAGACGAAGCGCUCGCUCGGACACCUGAACGCGCUGCCGUAUCCGUUCGUGGCGGCGAAUUGCGCGGCGUGGAUGAUUUACGGUGGUAUCAGUGGGAACUAUUGGGUGUAUAUUCCAAACUUUACUGGAUACUUUUGCGGGACGUAUUACUCUUUUGUGGCGUAUGCGCUCGACGAGAAGAUACGGGGAACGAUGGAACGCAUAGUUGCGGUAUUAAUCAUCUUGGUUAGUUUCAUAGGGAUGGUAGUGAGUUGUGUGAUGAAGAAUUCGAGCGAGAGCGCGCGCCUUGUGGUGGCUGGGAUCUUGGCAAACUUGAUUCUGGUGGUGUACUACUCGGCGCCGCUGUCGACGAUGGCGGAAGUCGUCAGGACGAAGGAUUCAAAGUCCAUGCACUUUCCUCUGGUGUUUUGCAACGGACUCAAUGGCCUGUGCUGGACCACGUAUGGCAUAGCGUUGAACGACUGGUGGAUCGCCGCGCCGAAUCUUUUCGGUUCUGUGCUCUCCAUCGUACAGGUCGUUCUUAUUUUCUUGUACCCAAGCUCAGAACGCUUACGCAGUCGGAUCACGCCGACUCCCUCCGUCGAAGGGCUAGUGUCGAUGAGUUCGGAUUCUUCUCCGCUUUGA
Molecule: messenger RNA, 729 nt
Organism: Ostreococcus lucimarinus CCE9901
Lineage: Eukaryota; Viridiplantae; Chlorophyta; Mamiellophyceae; Mamiellales; Bathycoccaceae
Exons: 1
Coding region: 1-729 (242 amino acids)
Cellular component (GO): membrane
Molecular function (GO): sugar transmembrane transporter activity
Source: RefSeq, a predicted model, not a curated record